ACACACAAAAUUCAGUUCCAGCAACUGAUACACAUCGUCCAGCUGCUGUUGAAUAAAUGUAUUUAUGUAUAUAUGGAUUUGUCAUUUGAAUCACUUGUUAGUAAAAAAAAAGAGUGACAAUUACAGAUUGUAAUCGAUUGGUAGUUCAGUGUGUAUGCCAGUCACAAGUCAUGGCAGUAAAAUUAGUUGACAAAUAAAUAUUCCAUUCUCUUAUACAUAAAUACAUAACACACUAUCGCAGUAUUAACAAGCCGACAAUUCUAACACAUUGUCGAUUCGAUACAAUUCGAACACAAUUCUAAGAAUGAUACAAAUAGUACGUAUUAAUCAACACGUCGCUCAUCGCUUAGUAUUACCAGCAAUUACUACAACUUUUCAAAGGUCGUUUUACAACUUUAAACCUCAGGAAACGAAGUACUAUUGUCGAUUGGAAACUUUUGCAUACCAUGAGUCAAAGACUAAGCAAUGAGAAGGGGGCCACGAAGGCAGAGUCGCAAAGUACUACCGUUGGGGAUGAUGGAAAAUCGACACCAUCGUCGUCGUCAACGUCAUCACCAGUCGUGGCAGAUCAGCCUUUAAGCCGACAGGCCAAGCUAAAGCAAGCCGUGAAGGAUUACGGGUCCACGGUCUUGGUAUUUCACAUUUGCAUGUCGCUGUGCUCGCUGGGAAUGUUCUACCUUCUCGUGUCAAGCGGUCUAGACGUCGUGGACCUCCUUUCACGAAUUGGUGUGGGAGAGCAAAUUCUGCAGAGCAAAGUGACCCAAGGGGCGAGCACUUUCGUGGUUGCGUAUGCCGUGCAUAAAAUUUUUGCCCCUGCACGAAUUGGGAUAACGCUGACAGCCACGCCCCUCAUUGUGAAGAAAUUGAGGAGCAUGGGAAUUCUGAAGAAGCCGAUUCAGAAAACCAGCUAGGUUGUUGGGUCCUUGUGAUGAUAACCAACUGCAGACGAACAUACAUAUGUAUUGGAUUAUUUGGAUUGGCUGACCUAGAAAUUUUACUAUUCACACCUGCGACGCAGCUGAGAAAUGCAUACAAAUAUUUGCAUAUGUAUAUUCUACUGUACAGACACACCUACUCGUGAUAUGCAUAAUUGACUAUAUGUAAAAAUACUGCUCAUUGUUCAAAAUAAAAUAAAAUAAAUAAAUAAUGAAUCUAAUUUUGAGUCAUUUUUGUAGAAA
Folsomia candida is the source of this 1178-nucleotide messenger RNA. RefSeq names its product protein FAM210B, mitochondrial. Lineage: Eukaryota; Metazoa; Arthropoda; Collembola; Entomobryomorpha; Isotomidae. The coding region runs from base 447 to 911 and encodes 154 amino acids. Gene Ontology annotation, cellular component: mitochondrion. The transcript is spliced from 4 exons. The record is from RefSeq and is a predicted model, not a curated record.